Molecule: messenger RNA, 1104 nt
Organism: Caenorhabditis remanei
Lineage: Eukaryota; Metazoa; Nematoda; Chromadorea; Rhabditida; Rhabditidae
Exons: 5
Coding region: 1-1104 (367 amino acids)
Source: RefSeq, a predicted model, not a curated record
AUGGGUGGUGCCGACGGAGCGCCUAAUACCUCCCUGGCGGUCACGAAUAAUGACCGGUUGUAUUGGCGCCACACACCAAUCGUCUCUCAAUGUCCAAAUGGUGUUCCGAAUCCUGUGGUGGUGAUUCAGAAAGAGUUUUUGACAGAAACUCCUCGUCCGCAUAUUUCCAAGAGUCAGUUUGUCCGAAAAAUAUUUGAGCAUGACUGGAAUCACUUGGUCGAGGUUUCGAUUCCGGGAUACGAGUUCUACGGACUUAAGGAAUACGUGAAGGCGUACCCUAAACAACUGGACACCUUCGACUUUGAAUUUCUGAUUCACGGUGGUAAACUUUUGGCUACGCGCAGAAUGUACGUCGACCGCGUUACUGGAGCUCGCUUCUCAACCGGUCCGGUGUUCAAAAACUGCAACAUCGAUGUCUCGAUGUUCAGCGGGUUGUUGAAAUUGGCAUGGAGUGAAAUGAACAAAGUGGUAAAGAAUGAGGAGAAAGAACCGAAUGGUUUGGACGUUUUUGGAGAGAUCGAGGUGGCCAGCGGCUUAUCGAACACGACAAAGCCAGUUGGAAUUGAGAUGUCCGUCAACAAGCCUGGAGGGUAUAGCCCUAAGAAUUCUGAGUUCCCAGGACUCGAAGAAGGACAAGCUGACAAGGCUCCAAAAGUUGAAAGUGUUGGAAACCAACAACAAUCACUCAAGAAUUAUAGAACCAAUCAAGGAUGCUACAAAAACUUCAAUAACCGUCAGUUUAACCUCUGGACGCAACAUUAUAAACAGUUUGUCCCCCACUUCCGAAAAUUUGGUCAGCACCAUUAUAACUUAAACAACCAAAUUGACAGAGUGUUGCAAGACGAUGCUGGCAGUUUUAGAAAAGGGAACAGAAGAAGUUUCAAGAAAGACGACGGAGCAGGAAUGCAAUCUCAGUCUACUAUCACAUACCAAUCUGUUCUCCACGUUGAAGUUCCUUUGGCUCCUACUAGAACUCUUGAGAGUACUGUGGUUAGUAGGGAGGGAGUCUACAACAACUUCCAAACCACUCAUGGGUACCGUCAAUGGAAGAGAGCAUCUCACGCCCCGAACAAUCAGGUAGACUCCAAUUCCACCGGUCAAUAG